Molecule: messenger RNA, 3250 nt
Organism: Fonticula alba
Lineage: Eukaryota; Rotosphaerida; Fonticulaceae
Exons: 8
Coding region: 56-2881 (941 amino acids)
Cellular component (GO): cytoplasm
Molecular function (GO): saccharopine dehydrogenase activity
Source: RefSeq, a predicted model, not a curated record
GCCGCCGCCGCCGCCGCCGCCGCUCUCGGCUCCCCGUCGACACCCCUUGACUACCAUGUUUGCUGCCGCUCGCCUCAGCCGCUCCCUCUUCGGCCAGUCGGUUGGCCUGCGCCACUUCACCACCACCUCGGUCCUCUCGUCGGCCGCCGCCGCCCGCAACAUCAUCGGCCUGCGCCGUGAGGACAAGAACAAGUGGGAGCGCCGUGUGCCGCUGACCCCGCGCGAUGUCAAGACCCUGGUCAAGGACCAUGGUCUCGAGAUCCAGGUCGAGUCCUCCACCAACCGUGUCUACCACGACCACGAGUAUGCCGCCGCCGGCGCCACCAUCGUCAAUGACAUGAACAAUGCCGACGUCAUCCUGGCCGUCAAGGAGAUCCCGGUCGAGAAGCUCCUGCCCAACAAGAGCUACAUGUUCUUCUCCCACACCCACAAGGGCCAGCGCCACAACAUGCCCAGCCUGAAGGCCGUCCUGGACAAGAAAAUCCGCCUCAUGGACUAUGAGCUCCUCACCGACGAGAACAACAAGCGUCUCGUCCGCUUCGGCACCUUCGCCGGCUACGGUGGCAUGAUUGAUUUCCUGCAUGGCUUCGGCAAGCGCCUGCUGGCUCUCGGCUAUGGCUCGCCCUUCCUGAACGUCAGCAUGACCUAUGGCUACCCGGACUACCGGACCGCCUGUGACCAGCUCACCAACGUCGUCGGGCCCCAGAUCACCCGUGGCGGCCUUCCCCGUCACUUCUCGCCCUUCCUCUUUGUCUUCACCGGUGACGGCUACGUGGCCCAGGGCGCCAUCGAUGUCUUCGAGAAGCUCCCCCACAAGUGGAUCGCCCCCGAUGAGGUGGCCACCUUCCAGAAUGCCCCGGACUUCGACCCCAACGUCCUGUACGGUGUCAAGAUCAAGGCCAAGGACUAUGCCGAGCACAAGGACCGCCCGGGCUUCUUCGAUCCGGUCGACUACAAGACCAACCCCCACAACUAUGUCAGCCACUUCCACACGAAGUUCGCCCCCCAUGCCACGGCCAUCAUCAACUGCAUCUACUGGGAUGACAAGUUCCCCCGGCUGCUGACCAACGAGCAGACCAACGCCCUGUAUGCCCAGGUCGACGAGAAGGGCGAGCCGACUGGCACCCGCCUGCUCGGUGUGUCGGACAUCAGCUGCGAUGUGGCCGGCUCCCUGGAGUUCAUGAACCACGUCUCCACCAUCGAUGACCCCUUCUACCUGGUGGAUCCGGCCACCGGCAACAUCGAGUUCUCCCUGGACGGCCCGCGCAACCGCGUCCUCAUCCAGUCCAUCGACAACCUGCCGACCGAGCUGCCGACCGAGGCCUCGGACCACUUCAGCGAGGCCCUCUAUGACUUCGUCCGCGAGCUGGGCACCAAGGACCUCUCCGACUCUGCCUCCCUGUCGGACCCCCUCCGCAAGGCCAUCAUCGCCGAGUCCGGCGACCUGGUCGGCCCGCACAAGCACCUGAUGCCGAUCAUCGAGAAGUACGGCGGCGGCGCGGCCGUCGGCUCUGGGACCGCCACCUCCGGCGCCACCUCCCAGCCCAAGCGCGUGCUCAUCCUCGGGUCCGGCAUGGUCUCCGGCCCGGCCAUCGAGUACCUGUCUCGCGACAAGUCGAUCGCCAUCACGGUGGCCGGUGUCGAUGGGGCCGAGGCCUCCCGCGCUGCGGCCCCCUUCCCCGGGGUCCGGCCGGUGGAGCUGAACGCCACCAACCCCGAUGCCCUGCGCCGUGCCGUGGCCGACAGCGACAUCGUGGUGUCUCUGCUGCCGGCUACCCAGCACCCGACCGUGGCCGGGGCCUGCCUCGACACCAACCGCCACCUGGUCACCGCGUCCUACGUGUCCCCGGCCAUGCGGGAGCUCCACUCGGCGGCCGAGUCCCGCGGGCUGGUCUUCCUCAAUGAGCUUGGCCUCGACCCGGGCAUCGACCACAUGACCGCCAUGCAGAUGAUCGACAAUGUCCGCGAUGCUGGCGGCGUUGUGCGUGGCUUCAGCUCCCUCUGCGGGGGUCUCCCGGCCCCGGAGGACAGUGGCAAUGCCCUGGGCUACAAGCUUUCCUGGAGCCCGCGCGGCUUCCUGACCGCCGGUCUUAACCCGGCCCGCUGGCUGGAGAACGGCGCCAUCCGCGAGAUCCCCUCGGGUCAGCUGUUCGCCAAUGUCCGGUCUUGCUCGCACAUCCUGCCGGGCUUUGCCCUGGAGUGCCUGCCCAACCGCGACUCGCUGGCCUACCGCGACGUGUACGGCCUCAACGGCCCGGAGGUGGAGACUGUCUUCCGUGGAACCCUGCGCUUCACCGGGUUCUCGGCUGUCAUGCGCGUUCUCAAUGACCUGGGUCUCUUCAACCCGGCCGAGGCCGACUUCCUGGCCCCCGGCGCCUCGCCCAUCUCCUGGGACGACCUCGUGGCCCGCCUGGGUGGCGAGGCUGAGAUCAACCGCCUGGCCGCCGGUGCCGAGGCUGGCGAGCUGACUCGUCGCGUGCUGGAGGCCAUGAAGGAGCUUGGUAUUUCCGGCCCUGGCACCGUUGCCCAGCGCGGCACCGUCCUUGAUGCCACCUGCGCCGCGUUCGAGAAGUCCCUGGCCUACGCGCCGGGCGAGCGCGACCUGGUUGUCAUGCACCACGAUCUGCUGUACAACGAUCGUGACAACCAGCCCAUGAAGGCCACCGCCACCAUGGUGGCUUAUGGCCAGCCCAACGGCCCGACCGCCAUGGCCACCACCGUUGGCCUGCCAGUGGCCAUUGCCGCUCGGCAGAUGGCCACCGGCACCUACGCCGGUGCCCCGGGUGUCGCCAUCCCGAUUGCCCGCGAGGUGUACAACCCCAUCCUGGAGGAGCUCGCCAAGGAGGGCAUCUCCAUGCGCGAGCGCGUGCGCUCUCUGUAAGAGAACGAGCAUGCCGGCGGUGGGGAAAGGGGGGAGGGAGGAAGUGAUCUAGUCGCAUGUCCCCCCCCCCUUCUUUCUCUCUUUUCUCCGGACCAUCCCUCUCUCUGGCGCAUAUGCCCCCCCCCCCCCCUGCCUUGCUCUUCUUUUCCCUCCGGCGGCCUGUAUCGCCCCUUUCCUGUGGUAUUACCCCCCUCCUUUUGUGCAUGCCACCCUGCGAGCGCACUUUGCCUUCCAACUCCCCCCCUGCUCGCCGGGUGCCUGCACCUCGCACCUUAUGCCCGUGGCUGGGCACUCAUGGCGAAAUGCUGUCUCCCCUGUCUGGAGAAGGAGGAGAGGGAAAGGAAGAGAAUACACACGAUACACAAUGCC